This is a messenger RNA of Astyanax mexicanus (Mexican tetra), 3618 nucleotides long. It is a transcript of the gene tex2l, whose product is annotated as testis expressed 2, like. Gene Ontology annotation, molecular function: lipid binding. NCBI's taxonomy places the organism in Eukaryota, Metazoa, Chordata, Actinopteri, Characiformes, Acestrorhamphidae. The transcript has 12 exons. The record is from RefSeq and is a predicted model, not a curated record. The coding region runs from base 385 to 3447 and encodes 1020 amino acids. Gene Ontology annotation, cellular component: endoplasmic reticulum.
AGAAACACUGUAAAAACACUCUCUGCGAGUAACCAAUUCCCGCCCAUAUUCCAUAUGUCCAACCCACAGACUGUAAACCUGCAGGACUAAACACCUAACAACAGAGACAACCGCUCAUUUACUGGAUUCAUUUCAUCACUUCACACUCCUCCUCACUCACUAUCGCUCCAGUUCAGAGAGAGAGAGAGAGAGAGAGAGAGAGAGAGAGAGAGAUUGGUACUGCUGCCCUCAGCUGUGUCUCCGGCUCUCUGAAUCUAAAUGCUUUGAGGAAAAUGAGCACGAGCUGCCCUCAGGAUAUUUCACUGUGUGGAAGAUUCGCUUUAAAGUCCGGCUGGAGAACAAACUGGAACUGGGUGGCUAGCAUCUGCAGCGUUGAGAUAAGGCAUGGCAGGAAUUGAAAGAUGCCCCGAGCGGUCCUCAAGCUGCGAGACCAAGUGUCCGUCUCUACAACCUGGUCACCUUGAGCAGCAAGAGACUGCAAGGCGAGGAAUAGUCAUCCAACUGACAGGAACAGAGGGUGAAUGGGACAGUCUUGACGACAAUGAGCUCAUAUUCACACUGGACAAGGAUGGAAAGAAAUCCCUCAGCUCUACAAGCUCCCUUCCAAAGCCCAGGCCAUGCUCCAUGGACAUCCGAACAGAUGACGAAUGGAGCAUCCCCUCCUCCAUAUUCCACAUGCCCCUGUCCCCAUCUUCUCCAGGUUCUUUGGGGGAUUGCUCGUCCUCCUCAGGCCUGGGCUUCCUCUCUCCUACCCACCGUCCACUAGCCAGCCUGGUGAAAUCCCUGUCCACAGAGCUAGAGCUUAAAGACAAUUCCUCACUCAAACCCAAGCCUUUCCUUAGCCUGGUCAAGUCCAUCUCCACCGAGCUUUCUCGCAGUGAGCCUGAAGUUUCCCAAUCUAAGUCAGAUUCCAGGCUCAACCUGCACCUGUGGACGCAGCUGACCCAGUCCAAAAAUCACAACGGAGACUCCCGCACGGCCCCACCGUCCCCUGUAGAGCUGUCCCCUUCUGAGCCCAAAGCAGGAUUCUUCAAAACGGAGCUGGAGGACACCCGCCGCAAGCUGACCGAGGCCAUGCAUGAACCUCUGAGCGUCUUCAGCAAGAUAAUGCGCGAGGACAGCGUAGGCAGCCCCAAGCACCACAGAAGCACAGGAUCCAUGGAUUCUCUCUGCUCUAAAGGGUUUGGAAGGUCAAGUGGAGACCAUACAACAACCUGUGAGGGUUCUAUGAGGACCGCAAAGAGAGCGGAUUGUGACGGACUUCCUAUGUGUAGCUGGGCAGUAAGACGCCGCAAGAGAGGUCUUCAGAGAUCCUACCUUACGUACAGUCACCACAGCAAACCAGAGGAUGCAGAAGCCAUGCCAGUUGUUUUCACAGAUGAAAAUGUCACGCAGGAUGGACAUACUACCAACAAAAGUAGACUGGGCACAGACCAUGCCCUAGAACUGACCAGUUCUCCAGUCCCAAAAAUGGCUCUUUGCUGUGUUGCUGCUUUGUCCUACUGCUACUUAAUCUUGCCUUGGUCUCCUUACUGGUCUGGAAUGCUCUUCGGCCUGGCUUUUGGUGUCAUGCUAGGGCUUUUUCUUAUCCGGUUAGGAUCGGCCAGGCCCAGGUUUGCUGGGCAUCCAUAUAGACUCAACGAGGAUCCAUAUCACUUGAUUCAGAACGAGACCUUCUUGAGCAACACACGCAUGCUUAAGGGCUGGAUGAAUGAGAUGUACACAUAUGAUCCAGAGACCUACCAUCCAUCUAUAAUGCACUCUGUGUUUGUCACAUUGGACGGCCCUUGUCUUCGUCUGGAUUAUCCCAGAAACAACAUCCCCCGCUGGGCCACAUUCGAUGAACCACCCCAUGAAAAAAGUUUCAUCUACACUCGUACAUUCCAGCUGGAUGGCAGCAAGGUAUUCCUGCUGCCCCCGGUCCUGGCAUGCAAGAGGGUGUGGAACAGAAAGUAUCCCAUCUGUAUCACACUUGCUAGAGGAGAGGAGCGAACGGAGGAGGCGGCACGGGAGACUCACCAUGCGACACACAGAGCUGAGAAAUUAACACAUCCACCGUCUAAAGCCAGCCACCCGACCACACUCUACCUCUUUGGACGAACAGGGAGGGAGAAGGAGGAGUGGUUCUAUCAUCUUCUUUCUGCAUCCAGUGUUACAGAGGAGGGUCAGUGUGAAUCUACAUCUGAUGUGUCUGUGACGCAUGAAGACGGCUCCGGGUGUCCAGUGCAGGUCACUGGGGUCUCCAGCAGGGACAGCACUGAUAACGUAUCGUCUGUGCCCGUGCUCCCUGCUGACCUGGUGGGCAGAGUGAGAGAGAAUGUUCUGCUGGACUACACCUCCUACAUGACCUAUCUCCUCUCCUCAACACACGCCACACACAGUUCACCUCCAAACUCCCACCACAGCAGCACACAGGCCAGUCCCACGGACAAAGAGCAGAAUGUAUGCUAUCAUGUGGAGGAAACCCAGCCUAUGUGGAUCAAUGCUCUGAUUGGUCGGAUUUUCUGGGACUUCCUCCGCGAGAAGUACUGGGCUGAUCAAGUAGCUCACAAGAUUCAGCGCAAGCUCAGCAAAAUCAGGUUGCCUUACUUCAUGGAUGAACUGACCCUGACUGAGCUGACCAUGGGUUCCUGCAUGCCCCAGAUCACGGGCACGUCUCUGCCGCACGUCAAUACCAGAGGACUGUGGCUACAGCUGGAGAUCGAUUAUACAGGUGCCCUACAGAUGACCCUGGAAACCAAGAUUAACCUGUCCAAACUGGGCAAAGAUGGCGACCCGGUGAUGAUCAGAGAAGUGGAGACUUCCAUCUUGCGCAGCACCAGGUCCAAGCUCUCUGUUCUGGCUGACAGUGAUGCAGAAUCCUCUAGUGCUGGAUCCUCAGAUGAAGAGGAGGCUCCAUUCACUGAGCCUCAAGGAACGCUGGGAGAAAAGGGAACUCCUCCGGGUGCUGAAAGUGGCACUGCCGGGGGCAGCACAGGCCGGCGGAUUUUGAGAUUUGUCGACAAAAUCGCUAAAUCCAAGUAUUUCCAGAAGGCUACGGAAAAUGAGUACAUCAAAAAGAAGAUUGAGGAGAUGUCCAACACGCCUCUGCUGCUCACUGUCGAAGUGCAAGAACUUUCUGGACUGCUUGCUGUCAACAUCCCACCUCCUCCAACGGAUAGAAUAUGGUACAGUUUCUGUGUGCCACCAAAGCUUGACCUGCGAGUCAGACCCAAAUUGGGAGAACGAGAGGUGACCUUCUGUCAUGUCACUGAGUGGAUUGAGAAGAAGCUGCAGGAUGAGUUUCAGAAAGUGUUUGUUCUACCAAACAUGGAUGACAUAUACCUUCCUCUGAUGCACUCCAGUGUGGAGAACCCAGCGGCACCUCAGCAGAACCCAGCAACAUGCUCUCCUACUGCAGACAUCACUGAAACCAGCCCCCUCAAGCACACUUCAUCAUUAGACUAGUGCCGCCCUGUGGACACUUGUGUCAGUACACGGCCUCCACUGCAGUUGAGUAGGUCAUGGAUGGAUUUCUGGAUUCAGUCCAGAAAACAACAAUGCGGGUCAGACUGGCAUGCGUUUCUGUGUAGAUGAUGAUGAUAAUAAAGGGAUGACCAAGUGAAGCCUGGUUUACUA